This is a messenger RNA of Rotaria sordida, 903 nucleotides long. NCBI's taxonomy places the organism in Eukaryota, Metazoa, Rotifera, Eurotatoria, Philodinida, Philodinidae. The record is from the annotation of a GenBank genome assembly.
AUGACGAUACCGUCUACAACACCUUCUAUGUUAUCAUCAUAUGCGAGUGUACUGUCGUCCAGUAGUCCAGUAUUUUAUCGACCUGGAGUGUUUGCUGUUGGCCCAGCGUCCAUCAGUCUCAUGUCAAUAACACCAUCAACAAGUCGACCAAUAACAACACUAUCUACUCCGCGUUCUGCAUCGUCGUUGUAUGCUGGUGCACUAUCGCCGAAUAGUUCACUUUUUUCGCGACCUCAAACUGGCAGUGGCGUUCAAUACUUUUAUCAGGCCAUUCAAGUCACUGUAUCUGUAGCUGUUGUAGCCAUUGGUCCAGCAUCUGUUGGUCUCACGUCUAUCACACCAAACACAACAUUGUUGACAACCUAUCCGAGUACGCUACGGGCAAGUAGCCCAGUAUUUUAUCGACCCAAUGGUGAAAAAACAGAUUUAUAUUACUAUCAAACUAUUCAAGUCACUGUGCCUAAAGAUGGAACUUACUCUUUUGCAAGCGUAUCUGAUAUCAGUACCAUAGGCUAUUUAUACGACACAUCUUUCGAUCCAUUUAAUCCAUCGUCGAAUCUUGCCAUUUAUAGUGAUAAUGGUGGCGUUAGAAGAGGAUUUCGUAUCAACUUUCUUCUUGCACCUGGACGCACAUACAUUUUAGUUGUCACGACGUCUCAAACAUCUGUCAUGGGAGAUUUUUGGAUAUUAGCUCGUGGUCCAGCUUUGGUCAGUCUUAGAUCAAUACCAUCAACUGGGCUUACAACGACUACUUCAAGUCCCACAACCAGUGCCAACAAUCCAUUGACUGUAGCCACAUCUCCAAGAGGAUCGGCAUCAAUCAAAACAAACUCAAUAACAAUAACAGUUAUUUGUAUGCUGAUUAUGUCAAUGCUACGAAUACUUCAACAGCGUCUCUUCUAA